Molecule: messenger RNA, 6757 nt
Organism: Meriones unguiculatus (Mongolian gerbil)
Lineage: Eukaryota; Metazoa; Chordata; Mammalia; Rodentia; Muridae
Gene: Spdya
Product: speedy/RINGO cell cycle regulator family member A
Exons: 8
Coding region: 3881-5278 (465 amino acids)
Biological process (GO): positive regulation of cyclin-dependent protein serine/threonine kinase activity; positive regulation of cell population proliferation; G1/S transition of mitotic cell cycle
Cellular component (GO): nucleoplasm
Molecular function (GO): protein kinase binding
Source: RefSeq, a predicted model, not a curated record
GGAUUUUAGAUGUUAUCUCUAAGUAGUCAAUAUUUAAGGUAGCUCAAGAAAAUGAGCCUUAAUCUCAAUAUCAGUUAAUCCACAUUAAUCCAAAUCUUCUAGACAGGAUUUUUGUAAACAUUCAUUUGAAUUAAAACUAAGGAGAAAAAGCAAAUUAAUACUGUUUGUUAAAGGAUAGCUUUUCUUUACCAUGUUGAAAAAUUAUUCAGAUCUCUUAAACCUACCUAACAGUGUCUCAUAUACAAGUACUCGGUACAUCAUGUACUCCUAAGCAGUGAUGUCACAGAUUACUUUACCAGUUGAUUGACAAAGUCACAAAGACAAAAAAUAAAAUACAGGCUGCCUUUUAACCCCAGGAUUGGUGAGGCAGACAGGUGGAGCUAUGAAUUUGAAGCCUGGUCUAGGCAUUGAGACCUGUCUCAUUUAAAAAAAAAAAAAAAAAAAUCACAUGUUCACUAGAUGAAGAGGAUCUGGGUUCAACUCUGAGCACUCACAAGGCUGCUUAUAGCUGACACAGAAUUACCUUUUAGAAAUGAGGUUUAUUAGAUCGUCCUCAAGGUCAUGAUCUUGCCUAAGGAGGGAAAGAGAAAGGAUACAGCCAGGUGGUGGCAGCACACACCUUUAAUCCCAGCACUUGGGAGACAGAGGGAGGUGUAUCUAUGAGUUCAAGGCCAGAGCUAAGGCUACAUAGAGAAACCCUAUCUCUCAAAACACCAAAAAAAAAAAAAAAAAAAAAAAAGAUACAGUACAUUAAAAAUUAUAUACAGGCCUUAAAGGGAAAGAGACGCCCCUUUAUAUCUGGUAGGAGCUUCAGGAUGCUUGAGAGGGGGAAGGGAAGCCACUUGUGAAGGGUAGGGAGACAGCUGCAUAGAAAUCCAUCCCCCCCCCAACAAAGGCGAUACCUCCCUCUUACAUGCCUUCAUAAGGUGACAGGAAGUUUCACACCAGGUGAUUUAGAUCAAGAAAGCAAAUGUGACAGAGAGCCAGGUACUGCUUAGACUGUAAAUUAGUUGCCACACAGCUUCUCUUCCCAGGAAAGCCACAGAAGGGCCACGGCCCUGUGUCUUCUGGCUGUGGCGUGUGCAUGAUCACGAUCUUAAAAGGGCAGGUUUGUAUAUAACAAGGGUAAAUACAGGAAGUCUUGAGUGCUCAGUUACUUGAAGGUUCUGCAACUGGCUCAUUACAGGCACAUUGGGAAAUUUGCCUCAAUUCCUGCAGUCUUCAUUCUUGUGUUGUCUUUGUAGUGAGCCACUUCACAUAACUCUGGGGGAAUGGUAAACUUACACAGCAUCUAUCAGUAUAUAAGCAUUUCAAACAAGACCUGAAAGCAGAGAGGUUGUUGCCUCAUUUACAAAAUAAGGAUUGUGUCAUGGGUUCAAGAAGAUAUGGAGAAAAACCAACAAAUAUUUUCAAUAAGGAACAAAAUAGUAUUGUGGAAGAAACUAUACAGAAAGGUAGAUUUUAUUAUUUUUAUCUUUGUGCUAAAUGAACAGUUAUCCAGGCUGGAUGCUUGGUUUCAAUACAAAGUUCCCCAAAAAGGCAUAGCUUCUGUUUCCCAGUAGUGGGGGCCAGGUAUUUUCAUGAACAUGGUUACCAUUCUUGGCACUUGAGGAUGCCAAAGAAAUAGAAAAGGGAAUGGUCAAAAAGUCACCUAUGCUUACCUGUAAGAAACUGCAGUGGUAGAAGGAAGAGGAGUAUGCGGAAUCUAAACAGUAUUGGGAGUCUUUCUGGGAUAAAAAUUUGGAAAGUGGAUCUGGAACGAUGGCUCAGUGGGUACUUGCAGAGGACCCAAGCUGGGUUCCCAGAACUAAUAUGAGACAACACCUGUUAUGCGAGUUCUGGGACUCUCAUGCCCUCUUCUGGCUUUUCGUGACACCUGCACAUGGGCUGUGCAGUUAAAUUCACUCAGGCAUACACACAUGAAAAUCUACAGAACUGAAAUGUUUAAUAGGUGAUGCCUACUUACAUUCUUGUCACGUUGUUUCAACCUACAGUUACACUUGUUCUUUGUAAAUAUUCUCUUAAAAUAGUUAUAAGAUUUUCUUCAUGUAAAGUUUUAUGUGAACACAAAAACUGGUUAACAAAUUUACCUAAAUGAGAACUGCCAAAAUGCUGCAAGGAUUCAAGAGUUACACAGCAAUCUCCAAACAGCUGUUCCCACUGAGCUCACAGGAUGUGCGAUCCAAAGUGAUAAGAGGCUCCAAAAGCAACAAAUCAUUCUUGGACACUCAAAAGACAACACUGCUGUGGCCCUGUUCCCAUUCCUGCUUGUAGCAAACAACAUUGAUGUAACCUGGAUUUGAAGCAUUCACAUCAGCAGGAGCUGUAAACAGUGAAGAGAGCAUAUUAUAUGCUUGGUUUAAUUAGUUUUAAAAAAUGGAAAUGUUUCAGACAUGUUUAAGAAAACAAAAUUAUAUAGUUUAGUCUGGGAAAAGAUUGUCAUUGUGGAUUCUGAGUUCAAAGCCAGUCUGGUCUGCAGAGCAAGUUCUUCAGGAUAGCCAAGGCCACACAGAGAAACCCCAUCUCAAAAACAAAAACAGGAAAGGACUUAAUACAUGACUUUGUUUAAUUUCAUGUAUGUAUACCACAUGUAUGUCACUGGUACCCAGAGAGUCCAAAAGAGGUUGUUGGAUUAUUUGGAACUGCAUGUACGUGCUGGAUCCUCUGGAGGAGCAGCCAUUGCCCUUAACCAUCUCUCCAUCCCUCAGAGACUUGCUUUAAAACUGAGUCAUAGCCAAAUCUCAGAUGUGAGAGGGAGGAAACAAUGCUUUCUAUGUAGCUGUCCACUACUAGUUUACCCAUAUGACAUUUGUCACAGGAUGACACAGUAGGAGGUAUCCCACAUAUGUGUUUACUGAGCCAUACUGAUAUAUCAGCUGCUUACGUUUAUACUGCUGGUAAAAAAGUACUGACUUCAAAUCAGAACUCAAAUUCUCUAGUGCAUUCACAUGAUGCACAAAAAUAGUUUAAAAAGUACAGGAGUGAGAACAUUCCUGAAGGCCUCACGGGUUAUAACCCUUUAGGCCAAAGUAUUAGCAAUAAAUUACUUCCUCAAUACACUUAUUUUAACAAAUUGACCUUAAUACAAAAAUAUAAUAUGAUAAAGGAGCAAGGUCAGAUAUGGUGGCACACUUGAGAGAUGAAGUUAGUUCAGUUAUCCUCUGCUACUUAUGGAUGGAGUGGAGGCCAGCUUUGACUACAAAAUGUCCUGAUUCAGAAACUUAGAAACUUUUCUAAGUUUCUGUGUAUGUGUAUAAACUUUCUAUACCUCUCAUGGAAAAGACUCGGUGUAUUCUGUAGUUAUUUCUGUGUCUGUCUUCGUCUAUUUCACAGCAUACUGCUGUUCAUGUGCUGUAUAUCCAUCGCCUAUUAAACCAACGUUUUAUACUAAUGGCUGGAAAUUAGUGAUCACAGGAAUUCCUGACACCCCAGAAAGAAAGAAAAAAAGAAACAGCAGGGAAUGAUCCCCAAGAAAAGCCAGAGAGGAACGAAGAGUGGAGCGGCCACUUCCCGAAAGAUUUUCCUGACAUAUUUAUCCACUUAAGGACCAAAGGCCUUCCUUCCCCAGGAAAAAUGAGUUCUCAGGGUGAUUUUUUUGGUAGGUGAUUUUUAGUGUAAUUAUAAGAUGCACUCGAUGUUCAGAGUUGCUGACCGAGGAAGUAAUUGCUGGUAAGUACCACAAAUAGGCAAGGCUAAAAAAUGCUUUUAAAUAAAUGUUUCCUUGUUUCUGGAAUAGGCAGUCAGAAUGACAUAAAAGACCAGCAGCAUGGAGAAACGGAUGUGGUAUGUCAACAGGAAGGGCUGAUUCUGCUUUAGAGGGAUGAGGCCGGCAGCGUCAUUAAGCGGCUGCUACAGCCUAGACUUCUUUUGAAGGCUCGGGAUGACGAGAGGAGUGUUUAUCCUCUCCUCACUAAAAGCCACUUCAGUCACAGCUUUGGGACUACCUUGGGCGGGCUCUUCCUCCUUUUACACUCAUGCACACACUGUUCCGGGGCGGCAGCCUUCUCUCGCUCCCAGGUGCGAGGCGCGCGCAGAGACGCCGGAAGCGGGGACGGCGGGCCACUCCGGGCCUGUACACGGACAGCGUUCGCGGGAAAGCGCAGCCCCACCGAGAGCGGGUCCACGGAGCUGGAGCGAAAUAACGGCAACAGGCAGGGGCUCCCGGCUCGGCGCGGGGGCGGGGCGACGGCGCGAGCCCCGCCCCCGCCGUCCCAGCGCCCUGAUUGGCUCCCGCGGCCGCGCGCUCCGGACCGGCGGCCUGCGGCUGGAGGGCGGGUAUCGCUGCCUGCUGCGGCCGAGCGGCGCGCAACCGCCUGAGGAAUCUUGGGAAGCCAAAAUGCGGCAUAAUCAGAUGUGUUGUGAGACACCACCUACUGUCACUGUUCAUGUAAAAUCAGGUUCAAAUAGGUCACAGCAAACUAGAAAACCCAUUAAUCUGAAACGUCCUAUUCUGAAGGAUAGCUGGCAAGCAUCUGAAAAAAAUGCACAUAGUAACAAACCUAAGCGGCCCAAAGGGCCCUGUCUAAUCAUACAGCGUCAGGAGAUGACUGCUUUCUUUAAAUUAUUUGAUGAUGAUUUAAUUCAAGAUUUCUUGUGGAUGGACUGCUGCUGUAAAAUUGCAGACAAGUAUCUUUUGGCUAUGACCUUUGUUUAUUUCAAGAGAGCUAAAUUUACUAUAAAUGAGCAUACCAGGAUAAAUUUCUUUAUUGCUCUGUAUUUGGCUAAUACAGUUGAAGAAGAUGAAGAAGAAGCCAAGUAUGAAAUUUUUCCAUGGGCUUUAGGGAAAAACUGGAGAAAACUGUUCCCUAAUUUUUUAAAGUUAAGGGAUCAGCUCUGGGACAGAAUUGACUAUAGGGCUAUUGUAAGCAGGCGAUGCUGUGAAGAGGUUAUGGCCAUUGCACCAACCCAUUACAUCUGGCAACGAGAGCGCUCUGUGCAUCACAGUGGAGCUGUUAGGAAUUACAACAGAGACGAAGUUCAUCUGCCCCGGGGACCUAGUGCCACACCAGUAGAUUGUUCACUGUGUGGUAAAAAAGGAAGAUAUGUGAGAUUGGGACUGUCUUCAUCGUCAUCUUCGUCCAGUGACACAGUAGAGCUAAUGGAAAAACAUUCCCAGGAAUUACACAAUUCAUUAUCAAUGGACACGAUAGGUGAUCCUUCUCAAGCUAAUAGCUAUUCUCAAGACAUGGUUUCAUUGUGUAACCCUGGGCAGCCCAAACUCACUGCUUUCACCAGAUUUGCCUCAAACUCACAAAGAUCCACCGGCCUCUGGGAUUAAAGUAGCCAAUGACCAUCAAUCAAACAAAGAAAAUGAAAAUGAAACUAAUUUUAUGAAGAAAGACAAAUCUAUGGAGUGGUUUACAGAAAGUGAAGAAUGACAUGGCUCAACUAAAGCAACUGGACCCACUAGCCACAAAAUGUCAAAUUAAAUGCAAGACAGUUGCAAAAUGGGACAGUUACCCAGUUGUACAAUGUUCUUUAGCUUCUGUUAUUUUUCAAACAUAUGUAAAAGUUUUACAAAUCAUAGUAAUAACUAAAAAUACCAAUUUAUGACAGUAGUGACUGAUAAUAAUAUAAAGUUCUAAUUUGAUGCUUCUCUGUCUUCAAACUGAUUGCUGUCACCUCAGGUAUACUCAGUUCAGUUGUUAUUUGAACUUCCUCCACAUGACAAGCAGGGCUUGACAAAACAAUUAGGGUCAUAACACUGCAUUAAUUAAAAGAAAGAAAAAUUUAAUUAAUAUGUCCUGAAGACAUUACUGACAUGUGUGACUAGUUUGCCAGUGAACAAGUCUAGCAAUAUAGAGACAUGGUCUGUAUGAAAAAUCAGAAUGGGAUUCUUCUGUAACAGAAAAUGUAUAAUACACUGUAUAAAUGGUUUAUAAUUGUUCACCAAAAGGUGUUGAAAUAUUAAACACUGUCCCUUUCCUGUAAGCUUUUUCUCAGAAAAAGUUUUAAUCAUUUGUUUUGAGGCUACUUUGCUAGUUUGUAUACAGAAACUUUGUUAGUGAUCACACAGUAACUCUACAGAUAGGCUUAUAACCAAAUGGAUAAUCCUGUUUCAUAAAGCAAUGAAUCUGAUACCAAGUUUCAUGGCCUAAAUAAUGUGCACAUACAAGGACCUAAACUUGUUUUUUGUUUUUUUGGAGCAUUUUAGGAAUUGCACUUUGCAAUUAAUUUAACAAAAUAUAAAAACAUAAAACAUUACAUUUUGUUUUCUGUACAAAAAAAAAAAAAUCCCGAAGAGUAGAAUAUUUGAUAGUUAUGCGAGUGUAUUAUUGUGUGAAUGUGUUAGUCAAUAUGGUCAACACACUUAAGAAUCUACAAUAUUAUCAAAAACACAGCAUAAAAUAAACUGAAUGUUGUGCUUGUUUUAAACUCUAUUUUAUUUGGAGUUCUUUAAAGCCUCUCCUUCCAACCCCCAACCCUAUGUAAGAAAGAAAAAGUUAAUGGGGAGAGAGGCCACAGAUCCCUUUACUUCUAUUUGUUCAGGGUCAAUGGGUUUUUGGAGGGCUAUAACAAUCUCUGUCAACAGCAAAUACAGCAAGCAGCAUUUAUCUGAGGUAGGUCCCCUACCUCAGAGUCCUAGGCCACGACCUUCUCCAUGCUGCACGAGGCAGGCCAUUACCAGCUGGCAAAGACCACACCAUGCCGGAGGCAAUUAUCAGCUGUGGACAAGCCCAAACUAAAAUCUCACACUUGGGAUUAAAACAAAAACAUAUUUACAUAAUGUUACCGAGUUUUUGAGGAAAUAAAAACU